This is a messenger RNA of Corythoichthys intestinalis (scribbled pipefish), 4739 nucleotides long. It is a transcript of the gene pheta2, whose product is annotated as PH domain containing endocytic trafficking adaptor 2. Lineage: Eukaryota; Metazoa; Chordata; Actinopteri; Syngnathiformes; Syngnathidae. The record is from RefSeq and is a predicted model, not a curated record. The coding region runs from base 177 to 905 and encodes 242 amino acids. Gene Ontology annotation, biological process: endosome organization; receptor recycling; retrograde transport, endosome to Golgi. The transcript has 4 exons. Gene Ontology annotation, cellular component: trans-Golgi network; recycling endosome; early endosome.
CGAGGGCUGGCACUCACAGGAAGUAACCUGAAACUUUGAAAUUCAAACAUUUUUAGAGUGCCCAUGUCUCACUCUAUGGAAAGGAAAAGAGGAGAGACGAUAAAAUAUGUUUAAAUGUUAAAAUAAUAAUAAUAAUAAACUUAAAGAAGAAGAUUCAGCAUUGGCAGAGGAUUGUUAUGAAGCUGCAUAAGAAGAUUUUGACUCAUUACCAAUCCUGCACAUCACCGGUGGACAAAGAAGGAUUUCUCUACAAAAAGAAACAGAUGAAUGGCUCUUACCAUCGGCGCUGGUUCGUCCUGAAAGCCAACCUGCUGUUCUACCAAGAGCGGCCUGGUGACCGUCACCUGCUGGGCGUUAUCGUGUUGGAGGGAUGCGCGGUGCAAAGAGCCGACGCCGACGGACGCUUCUGCUUCUGUUUGCUCUUCAAGGGGUCUGAAACAAAGAGCUACCGGUUUGCAGCGGGGGAUGAAGAUACGCUGGAAAGCUGGGUGCGGACUUUGCUGUGCGCCAGCCACUGCUACCUCUCGCUGCUUCUACGAGACCUGCACAUGCAGUAUCAAGCGGUAAAGCAUCUCCAGGGCUCCGAUGACUCUCCCCACAGCACCAUAAACCUCAGACGACCACCAUUAUUGUAUUCAUCCUUAUCAACAGUAGUCAUCAAAAAGUCACCCAAUCCAUGGCACAGGUGGAACACUCAAGUCACCCCCUUGAAUGUGCCAACACCGCCAUCAUACGCCGAGUGGCCCCUGUUGGGGACUGAUCCACGGGAGGAGUUCCGUAAACUUCACGAGUACUAUGGCCAAGAGGUAAAAAAGGCCCGCGAAGCUUGGCUGACCAGACGGCAGCCUCCAGAGACAAACGUGCAAGAUCUCAUAGAUCUGAGUGAAAAGGGAAUUACUCUUUGAGAAGAAAGGAGAAAAGGAACUUGGCAUGUUAUCUACUUCAAAACACGAGUUUAGGCCACAUAAUAGCUCAAAUGGUAGGUCAUCAGCAGAUGGAGUGAAAACAAAACAAUGUAAGCAUGUACAUAAGAUGAUCCAUAAUUCAAUAAUAAUAAUAAUAAACAAAUAAUACAUUGUAAUUUAUGUUAUGUUUUGGUAAUAUUUAACCCCUUCAGACAGGCAUUUUUUUCCUGCUGUGCACACACAAAAAAUCUGCGCUGAUUUUUACUCUUCUCAAACACCAGAACAAAGUGCAUUUUUUGGGUCGGAGGUAUUGCAUGCUUUUAUUGGUUAUUUUUAAUGUUAAUGUGCUUUUGAUGAGAAAUGAGCUCUUUACGUUAUCCUUUUUGAAGUUCCGUUUGGUCAGCCAUUUUCAAAGAGCCAAAAAUAGCAAAGAGGGCAUGCCAAGCCUCAUGAUUUGAUUUCAAUGGGUAAAGUUUCAUCCAAUCAUUUCCCAGAAGUGGCAAUAGCAACUAAAUUCAGUGUAUUUAUUGGUUUAGAGACGCGAAAGCAUCAUGUCCUUCAGCAGCAAGCUUAGGUCUGAAGGAGUUAAUUUCUUGUAAUUAAUCAAUCAAAUGAUCAUGAUCACCCCAAAGGCGUAGGAAUGGUCUCAACAUUGGUAGGGACGAUAUAACAGCAUAACCUGCAUGUACACUUUUUGCUUAGGACGGGACGUUCAUAAAACCAAACAGAUUAGGUGCACAGAGGUAGGGGCUACAUUUCUCACAAAUAUGAACCUAAUUAAUUGAUAGGUUUAAUAAUCAAUGCAAAAUAAAUCUGUAUUGACAUACACUAACUUUUCAUAUGUUUUGGUUCAGGUCAUACAACCUUCGAUUCAAACCUUUGUUUUCAAAAACUACUAAAGAAACAUUUUGAAAAACCUAAGCCAGAAUAAUUGUCUAGAUUUUAUUAGCAUAUUUAAAUAGCAAUAUUUGAACAUAAUUUAAAUUAUAUUAACAUAAACAAUAAAUACAAACUUGUUGAUAAUCGCUUAACUAUCCAUGAAUAAAAAAAAAAAAACAUUUGUCUCAAGACCACGCCACAUUGUCUGUUUAAAUAAAGAAAUUAUAUAUAACUGAAAAUUCUUAGUCAGGGAAUAACAAAAAUAGAUAAAAAUUGGGCCUUCCUGAAAGUAAAACACGACUGAUUUUGUCCACAAGUGCAGCCAAACACAACAACAAAAAUGAAAGCUCCUUUGGACUACUUUAAGACCACAUAAACAAAAUAAAAAUGAAAAUUGGGGAGAAAGGGUUUAACCUCAGCUCACUACAUUUCUCACAGUUUAAUUAACGCUAACACUAGAAAACAGAUACAGGAGGACGCUUCUCUCUAAGCAGCUUCCUACUCGAGUUUUUUUGGGUUAGCAAAUUCACACAGCUUAAUGUUAUCCUAACUCUGAUAAGGUUAGACUUUCAGUAGUAAAAUAUCUGGUGUGUUCCCCACCUCCACGACAUUGACGCCUUUUUACAUUACUUGCUGCUGCUGGCUGAACUAAACUUCUAACAUCCUUCCUCUUCGAAGGGGGCGGAGGAGGCGGCAUGUUGUCGACAUGUUGUAUUCCUGUCAGAGCUGUGAGUGUGUGUGUGUUGGUGUGUUGGUCAAGUCAUCAGCCAAUCAAACGUCCGUUUGAGAAAAAAAUGGACCAGCACAUGUCUGAACAUAAUGAAAAAGAUUCACUUACCGUAUUUUUCGGACUAUAAGUCGUACCUGACUAUAAGUCGCACCAGUCAUAAAAUGCCCAGCGAAGAGGAAAAAAACAUAUACAGUAUAAGUCGCACCAGAAUAUAAGUCGCAUUUUGGGGGGAAAUUUACUUGAUAAAAUCCAACACAUAGAACAGAUGUCAUCUUGAAAGGCAAUUAAAAAAAAUACAAUAUUACAUUGCUAUUAAGAGUUAUUCAGAUAACUAUAGCAUAAAGAGCUUGCUAACAAGUUUACAAAACACCCAUGUCACUCCAAAACAACAUGUGAAAUGAUAUAAUAAUGUCUUAAUAAUUUCACACAUAAGUCGCUCCAGAGUAUAAGUCGCACCCCCAGCCAAGCUAUGAAAAAAACUGCGACUUAUAGUCAGGGGUGAAAAUGGGCCAGAACGGUCAGGAACGCAGUUCCGGUAUAAGAUUCAGGGCCAGAACGCAGUUCCGGUAUAAGAUUCACGGUGCUUUGAUUCUGAAAAAAUGACAGCAAAUGUCAAAACUCUAUGUAAAAAAAAAAAAAAAAAUGCUAAGCUGCCACACAUGCAUUUCAGCUCCAAGAAGAAAACAAUCUUCAGAUUUACAUACACAAGUGGUAACAACAAGCAUAAUGAAGUGCUUGUGUAGCGUAAUCUGUCUCCACCAAUAUUUAUUAUUGAUUUUAUUCCACGGACGGCAUGGAGGUUUCCCCAGCUGCUGCAGUUAUCUGAGUCUGACGAUGAUGAGUCACGUCAAUGUGCGAAUGCACGCAGCAAAGCAAAACGCCUGGACUCAUUUAUCCGUUCAAUCAGCAGAGAUGGUUAGCUCUGAUUGGUUCAAAUGUGCAUGUUUUCUGGAAUAGCAAAAAAAAAAAAAACUUGUUAAAUUGAUGUGACAAAAAAGAGCAUUGCAACAUAAAAUGGAUCAAAUAUUUAAGAGCAAUGAAAGAGUUGAGGAGGCUUAUUUGUCAUAUUUAGUUUUAUUUGCUCUGAUGGGGAGGUUCAGAACAUCUUAGCUGUCAAUGUGCACUUUGGACUAUUUGUUCAUUUAUGUUAGGCUACUUAUUUAUUUCCUUAUGAUUGAAAAAAGUCAAUGUUUGCACGAUCUUCAAACUUUAUUCCAUUUCACUAUGCAUAAUAUAAGUCAUUUGUACUUAUUUUUUUUAAAUGUAUGUUACAUAUAUGUUUAUUAUUUUUAAAAAAAUGGUUACAUUAACUUCAAUUUGAAUAUAUAUCCUAUGUUCUUAAGCAAUUAGUAUGUGAGGAAUUGAGGGAAAAUAAAAAUUAGGAGAUGGCGGUUGGGGUUAUUGCUGUUUUUGUUAACUUUUAUUUUGCAAAUCAUUGAAAAAAUACAAUUUUGAAUGAAAAAUAAAUAAAAUUUCUGGCUCCUUGGCGACCUUCACGUCGGGGAGUUCCGGCAAGAAAUUCUAGCCACUUUCACCCCUGCUUAUAGUCCAAAAAAUACGGUAAUAAUUAGAGGCAUCCCGAUCGAUUUUUUUUUAUUUUUUAUUAACAUGUUAAAAUAUUUAACGCAAUUAACGCAUGCGCUGCACGACCCACUCACGGAUUGUCGCGUUCAAUGUGUAAUGGCGCCGUUUUACCUAUAUAUAAAAGGCAGUGUAAAAUGAGUAGAAUGAAUUUUGGCAGCCUUUGAAGACUUUUUUUAAUUGGCUAAAGUCUUACAAUCCCUCUCCCUACAACUAGAAAUAUCGUGGGAAGCAAUGUGGGGAAGAAAGAUAGUGAUUGAUCUAUUUCUUAAUACGCUAUCUUAUUUCCCAAUGCAGAGAAGAUAUAUCAAUUGGUACCACUACGCACAGUCAUGGUUGCACUUCCCAUCAUGCAUAUGGGCAGAACAGUUAAAUGGCUACAGUAUCAUUUACUGAAAGCUCAACAAAUACACUAGAUGGCAAUAUUUAGUCACAAUAUACAAAGUCACAUGUAUCCUUUAAGAAUUACAAGUCUUUCUAUCCGUGGAUCCUUCUCACAGAAAGAAUUUUAAUAAUGUAAAUGCCAUCUUGAGGAUUUAUUGCCAUAAUAAACAAAUACAGUACUUAUGUACUGUAUGUUGAAUGUAUAUAUUCGUCUGAGUUUUAUUCUUUUUUUUUUCUUAAUGCAUUGCCAAAAUGUACAU